Messenger RNA from Budorcas taxicolor (takin), 2979 nucleotides. It is a transcript of the gene CTNNA2, whose product is annotated as catenin alpha 2. The transcript has 19 exons. The record is from RefSeq and is a predicted model, not a curated record. Gene Ontology annotation, biological process: cell-cell adhesion; cell migration. Bases 1 to 2979 code for a protein of 992 amino acids. Gene Ontology annotation, cellular component: adherens junction; catenin complex; actin cytoskeleton. Lineage: Eukaryota; Metazoa; Chordata; Mammalia; Artiodactyla; Bovidae. Gene Ontology annotation, molecular function: cadherin binding; beta-catenin binding; actin filament binding.
AUGACUUCGGCAACUUCACCGAUCAUUUUAAAAUGGGACCCCAAAAGUUUGGAAAUCCGGACCCUAACAGUGGAGAGGCUUUUGGAACCGCUUGUUACACAGGUGACAACACUUGUCAACACAAGCAACAAAGGCCCAUCCGGUAAAAAGAAAGGAAGGUCAAAGAAAGCCCAUGUACUGGCUGCAUCUGUAGAGCAAGCCACUCAGAACUUUCUGGAAAAAGGUGAACAGAUUGCUAAGGAAAGUCAAGAUCUCAAAGAAGAACUGGUUGCUGCUGUUGAGGAUGUACGCAAACAAGGUGAGACCAUGCGCAUCGCUUCUUCGGAGUUUGCGGAUGACCCCUGCUCGUCGGUGAAGCGCGGCACCAUGGUGCGGGCGGCACGGGCUCUGCUAUCUGCUGUGACCCGCUUGCUCAUCCUGGCAGACAUGGCGGACGUCAUGAGGCUUUUGUCUCAUCUGAAAAUUGUGGAGGAGGCCUUGGAAGCUGUCAAAAAUGCUACAAAUGAGCAAGACCUUGCAAAUCGCUUUAAAGAAUUUGGAAAAGAGAUGGUGAAACUUAACUAUGUAGCUGCGAGAAGACAACAGGAGCUGAAGGACCCUCACUGUCGAGAUGAGAUGGCAGCCGCUCGAGGAGCUCUGAAGAAGAAUGCCACAAUGCUGUACACGGCCUCCCAAGCUUUUCUCCGCCACCCAGACGUUGCUGCCACCAGAGCCAACCGAGAUUACGUGUUCAAACAAGUCCAGGAGGCCAUUGCCGGCAUCUCCAAUGCUGCUCAAGCUACCUCUCCCACCGAUGAAGCCAAAGGCCACACGGGCAUUGGGGAGCUGGCUGCGGCUCUGAACGAGUUUGAUAACAAGAUUAUCCUGGACCCCAUGACGUUCAGCGAGGCCCGGUUCCGCCCGUCCCUGGAGGAGCGCCUGGAGAGCAUCAUUAGCGGCGCAGCGCUCAUGGCCGACUCUUCGUGCACCCGCGACGACCGGCGCGAGCGGAUCGUAGCCGAGUGCAACGCGGUGCGCCAAGCGCUCCAGGACCUGCUCAGCGAGUACAUGAACAACACUGGAAGAAAAGAAAAAGGAGAUCCUCUAAACAUUGCAAUUGAUAAGAUGACCAAGAAAACAAGAGAUCUAAGGAGACAGCUUCGGAAAGCAGUGAUGGAUCACAUAUCAGAUUCUUUCUUGGAAACCAACGUUCCUUUGCUAGUUCUCAUUGAGGCUGCAAAAAGUGGGAAUGAGAAGGAAGUGAAGGAAUAUGCCCAGGUUUUCCGUGAGCACGCCAACAAGCUGGUGGAGGUUGCCAAUUUGGCCUGUUCCAUCUCCAACAAUGAAGAAGGGGUGAAAUUAGUUCGGAUGGCAGCCACUCAGAUUGACAGCCUGUGUCCUCAGGUCAUCAAUGCUGCUCUCACAUUGGCUGCCCGGCCACAGAGCAAAGUUGCUCAAGACAACAUGGACGUCUUCAAGGACCAGUGGGAAAAACAAGUUCGAGUGCUGACAGAGGCUGUGGAUGACAUCACCUCGGUGGAUGACUUCCUUUCCGUCUCAGAAAACCAUAUCUUGGAGGAUGUGAACAAAUGUGUGAUCGCCCUUCAGGAAGGGGAUGUGGACACUCUGGACCGGACUGCAGGGGCCAUCAGGGGCCGGGCUGCUCGAGUUAUACACAUCAUCAAUGCUGAGAUGGAGAACUACGAAGCUGGUGUUUAUACUGAGAAGGUGCUGGAAGCUACAAAACUGCUAUCUGAGACAGUGAUGCCACGCUUUGCUGAACAAGUGGAGGUUGCCAUUGAAGCCCUGAGUGCCAACGUCCCUCAGCCAUUUGAGGAGAAUGAGUUCAUCGAUGCCUCUCGCCUGGUGUAUGACGGCGUCCGGGACAUCAGAAAGGCUGUGCUGAUGAUCAGGACCCCAGAAGAAUUAGAAGAUGAUUCAGACUUUGAGCAGGAAGAUUACGAUGUGCGUAGCCGGACAAGUGUUCAGACUGAGGAUGACCAGCUCAUUGCAGGACAGAGUGCACGGGCCAUCAUGGCACAACUACCGCAAGAGGAGAAGGCAAAAAUAGCUGAACAGGUGGAGAUAUUCCAUCAAGAGAAAAGCAAGCUGGAUGCUGAAGUGGCCAAAUGGGAUGACAGCGGCAAUGAUAUCAUUGUGCUGGCCAAACAGAUGUGUAUGAUCAUGAUGGAGAUGACAGACUUCACAAGAGGCAAAGGCCCGUUGAAAAAUACAUCUGAUGUCAUUAAUGCCGCCAAGAAAAUUGCCGAAGCAGGUUCUCGAAUGGACAAAUUAGCCCGUGCUGUGGCUGAUCAGUGUCCUGAUUCAGCAUGUAAGCAGGAUUUAUUAGCCUACCUUCAACGAAUUGCCUUGUAUUGCCAUCAGCUUAACAUCUGCAGCAAGGUGAAGGCCGAAGUACAGAAUCUGGGAGGAGAGCUCAUUGUGUCAGGGACAGGAGUUCAGAGCACUUUCACUACCUUUUAUGAGGUAGAUUGUGAUGUCAUAGAUGGGGGCAGGGCUAGUCAACUUUCUACCCACCUCCCAACCUGUGCUGAGGGAGCUCCGAUCGGGAGUGGAAGCAGUGAUUCUUCUAUGGUUUAUUCACAGGAUUCGUGCGUCAGGCUGGGAGAACAAAGGGGUUCUGAAGAAGAAAGAGGCUAUCAUAUUUUUGCAGCAGAAUUAGACACCAUCUAUCUGAAAAUGGAAUCUGUGCUGGACAGUGCCACGUCACUCAUCCAGGCAGCUAAAAACCUGAUGAAUGCUGUUGUCCUUACGGUGAAAGCAUCGUAUGUGGCCUCAACAAAAUACCAGAAGGUCUAUGGGACAGCAGCUGUCAACUCACCUGUCGUGUCCUGGAAGAUGAAGGCACCAGAGAAGAAGCCCCUUGUGAAGAGAGAAAAGCCUGAAGAAUUCCAGACACGAGUGAGACGAGGUUCUCAGAAGAAACACAUUUCGCCUGUACAGGCUUUAAGUGAAUUCAAAGCAAUGGAUUCCUUCUAG